UAUCAACAACUGUCAAAAUCACAGGUGUUUUAUUGUGGGAAGAUGGAGGUUUGUUUGUACCUCUAGUACAUCUUCGUAAUAAUUUGUUUAUUAAUAUCGUGAAAUUAAUUGAAAAUGUCCCGUAAUUACACCAGAGACCACCUCAAAAUCUCCGUUGUGAAGAUCCUCCAAACACUGGGAUGGAACUCUAUAAACACAACACCUCUGGAAAUAUUAACAGAUAUUUUAGGAAAUUACAUAGGCCAAAUCACCAGAUCGACGAAUAGUUAUGCCAAUGAAUUUGGUUGUACGUUGCCAAAUUUGGAUCAUUUAGGGUUAACAUUUCGAGAAAUGGGAGUAAGUGUGUCUGAAUUGGAAGAGUAUGUGAGAUACGUAAAUUUUGGCCCCCCGCCAAGCGCUGUACCGAAGUACCCAAUACCUAAAGAAGAUCACUUAAAUUUUCUAAAACCCGGAAGUAAGGAAGUUGUUACAAGACCUGUGCACAUUCAUGAACACUUACCGCCAAUGAACCCCUUAUUAGAAGGAAAUAAAAAUGAAGUUGAAGCCGUCAACUGCAAAGUGGAAGAACCUGAAGAAUCUAACAGUGAAAAUGCACAAGUAUUUAAAAAACCGGCUGAUAUUUCACCAUCAGAGUUUAAAAGACCAAGUUUUCGCAGGGAAGAAGAAGGUAGCCGACCGACACGAGAAAUCAGUAGCGUAAUGAUGACGACGUCUGGAUUUUUAUCACCAGCUCGAGAAGGCAAGCUACCUGAAUCCAGGACCCCGAUUGCUUCCGUGGAUCCCGUACCACCCGUAAACCCACCAUCCGAGAACAUGGACGUUAAAAAAGCAACCAAAGUGUUUAAAAAGAAGCAACUCAAACCUGACGAUGUGAUAAAUCCAGCGUUUUUGGCCAAGAAUAGAAUGAAUAAUGUCGUAAAACCAAAACAACAGAAACUGCCAAACAAAGUUCUCAACUCGGUACCGCCUAAUAAUGACGUGAACGUGAUGAUGCAGCAGAAUAAAGCAAACCAAAUGGCUAAAUUGAACAAAGCCCUCGCUGCUGCCAGACAGAAAACCGAAAAGUUGAACACGACUAUAACUCCGAUUCCUAUGAGGCCGCAAAGCCCGCAAGUUUUUCCCAACGAAUUCGAUAACGUUGACAAAUUAUUUACAGAACCGGACAAGAAGAAAGUCAAUAUUUUUAAGAAGAUUUCGAAUGUUAAAAACGAGAAAAACGACGUAAAGAUUAACAAAAAAGAUGAUAUUAAGCAGGAAUCCAGAGAAAGCUCGCCGGAUUUAAUCAUUGAUGAACCCGACGAUGUGUUACCGAAAUUAACACAUUUAUCGAGUGACGUCACUAUUGAACCUAUUAAUUCCGUACCUAGUAAUAAAAGCCCCGAAAAAAUGGAUACGCAUUAUUUUGAUGAUGAUUCGCAACCGGGAACUCCUUCCACACCGAAAACCCCGGAAAUGAUCUCGCAUAGUCCACCCGUAAUUAAAGAAAAACGGAAAAGGAAAGAUAACAAGAAAAUUAAAAGAAUUCAGAAAACACAAAGCCCGCACCGAUUGGACAAUGACGCAAUGGAUAUCGAAAUGGAACGACCAAAAACUCCAGAAGUUUUACCCAAAAUGGAACUGCCUCCAAUUGUGCCAGUUCCAAUCCCCAAUCAUGCGCCUAUCGCGCCUUUACCAUUUCCAUUUAAUUUUGGAGGUCCGGGUUUAAUACCGACACCGUUAGCAAACCCAUUAUUGCCUCCGCUGUCUUUUUCACCAAUCAAUUUGUAUAAUUUCGGUCAAAAACCGCCGUUGUCGACGUUUCAUCAAAAAUUAUCGGAACCAUCGCCUCCACCUGCGCCUCAAAGUGAAGUACACGUUAUUGAAGAUUCUCCACCGCCAACUAAACCAAGUCCGGAAAAACCGCCGCCGCCGAGUGACGUUGAUUUGGACGAUUCGCCAAAUUCUAAAUUAGAGAAGAAGACUAAAGAACAUAAGAAAGAGAAAAAAGAUAAAAAGCGAAACAAAAAAGAUAAAAUAAACAAGGCUGAAAAGAAAAAAUUGAAAGAGGAGAAAAAGGAAAAGAACAAGAAAGAAAAGAAGGGGAAACGUAAUAAGGACAAAGAGAUAAAAGAUGCGGAUUCUCCAGGGGUCAAGUUAACGCUGAAGUUCAAAUCGCCUUCUCCUAAACCUACUGACUCCGAAACUAGGAAUUUCAGAAAUAUUAAACCCAUUGUUAAAACUGAAGAAGAAGAAAAUGUAGCAAAUAAUGAAGAAAGGGUAAAGCGCGAAACGUCGCCAGGUUUAGCUAAAAUUUCAGCUUUGGUGUGUGGACCACCUAAACCUAAACCUGUAAAUCCUCCAAAAGCUGUACAAUCAGCUUUCAAUGACAGUUUUCCUAGUUCCUCUUCUGAUAAUUUCAAUCAAACGAAGAAAACCAUGCUAAAACCUAUUCCUACUAAAAUACGAACAAAAGAAAUUAGGAGAGAACUUGCUGAAGUUCCAAUAUUACCACCAGCUCCUCCUUCCAGAUAUAUUGACGCUGACGGAAAUGAAGUUUGGAUAUGUCCGGGUUGCGGAAGGCAGGAUGAUGGUAGUCCUAUGAUAGGUUGUGAUGGGUGCGAUGCUUGGUACCACUGGGUUUGUGUUGGUAUUCAGGUUCCUCCAGAUGACAGUGAAGAUUGGUACUGUAGACAUUGCUUAUUAAAGAAAAACGAAGAUCUACAAAGUGAUAAACAGAAAAAGAAACGUAAAAAGAAGGAGAAAAAAGAACAUUAGGUGUAUGAUUGCUCGAAUUUUUUAACGUUAUUUUAUAUGAAAAUAAUUUAUUUAUUAAGUACAAAUGUAGUGUAAUUUGUGGAUAUGCAAGAUUAUACAAUAUACUAAGACUUGGAUUUUA
Zophobas morio is the source of this 2875-nucleotide messenger RNA. It is a transcript of the gene Taf3, whose product is annotated as transcription initiation factor TFIID subunit 3. The transcript is spliced from 11 exons. The record is from RefSeq and is a predicted model, not a curated record. Bases 115 to 2754 code for a protein of 879 amino acids. Lineage: Eukaryota; Metazoa; Arthropoda; Insecta; Coleoptera; Tenebrionidae. Gene Ontology annotation, biological process: positive regulation of transcription by RNA polymerase II. Gene Ontology annotation, cellular component: transcription factor TFIID complex. Gene Ontology annotation, molecular function: transcription factor binding; p53 binding; protein heterodimerization activity.